GGACCUAGUCCAACCGUCUCAUGGGCUGCUUCUCCUCCCGCCGGCUUGCCCAAGUUCGAAUCCCAACCGACAGUUAAACCAACCUGUCAAGACAGCAACCUUCGAUCUCUUCCAACAAUAUUUAUGUGCAGGCCAUGCACCUUGAUCGGUACCACCUACAUGUCAUGAAUUAACGUCCUAGCUAGCUUCUCAUGAAUUCUAGCAGCAGCAGCGACAGUAUUACCCUCACAAUGUGGUGGCCGUCUGUAGUGGUUGUGUUAUUGCUUCUGACAUCCAACUUGGUUGCAUCGCAGUCCAUCAUCAAAACUCUUCCUGGUUUUACUGGCGAGCUUCCCUUCAAACUCGAAACUGGGUAUAUUGGCGUUGGAGAGUUAGACGAGGUGCAGCUAUUUUACUACUUCAUCGAGUCUGAAAGGAGUCCUAAGGAUGACCCUCUUGUUCUUUGGCUCAACGGCGGUCCUGGCUGUUCCGCUCUCUCGGGCCUUUUAUUUGAAAUUGGUCCUUUUACUUUCAACUAUGCAAAUUCUAGUGGGAACAAACCAACAUUGGAAUUGAACCCGUACUCGUGGACAAACGUUGCCAACAUAAUAUUUGUAGAUGCACCUGUCGGUACUGGAUUCUCAUAUGCAACAACUUGGGAGGCAUAUAAUGUCAGUGACACAUUAUCGGCGGCACAAACUUAUGAAUUUCUAAGAAAGUGGCUUUUGUCUCAUUCUAUGUUUCUCUCAAACUCCCUCUAUAUUGCCGGCGAUUCUUAUUCCGGCAUACCCAUCCCGAUCAUUGUUCAAGAAAUUUCAAACGGUAAUGAAGUUGGACAUUUGCCACCAUUAAAUCUCAAAGGUUUUAUGCUAGGCAACCCACUUACACAUAGAAUUUUUGACGUUGAUGCAAGACUAAAAUUCGCUCACCGGAUGGCACUCAUAUCGGACAAACUUUACGAGUCAACAGAAAGAAACUGCAAAGGAGAAUAUAUAUAUCCGGAUCCAAGCAAUGCAAAGUGCAUAGAAGAUCUUCAAGUAGUCGAAGAGUGCCUCACCCAAAUAUGUCUUGCCCAAGUAUUGGAACCAAAUUGCGCAACAGAGUCCCCAAAGCCAAAUAAAUUUCGGGAAUUGAGCGUUCUCGGUGACAAUUUCAUAGACAUACACCCCUCAACACCUGAAGUUCCAGGACCAUGGUGUCGGAACUAUAACUAUCGGUACUCUUAUAUUUGGGCGAAUGAUAAAACAGUGCAACAGGCUCUCCACAUCCGAGAGGGAACCAAAACAAAUUGGGAGAGAUGCAAUCAGAGUUUAGAAUAUACAGAGAAUGUCAUAACGAGUAUUGAUUACCACCGAAACCUCACCAAGAAAGAUCUUCGAGCUCUGGUUUACAGCGGUGAUCACGACAUGGUGAUUCCAUAUGUGGGCACUGAAGAAUGGAUAGAAACGCUGAACUUGUCUAUAAAGGAUUACUGGAGACCUUGGUUUGUUAACGGUCAAAUCGCAGGAUACGUCACGAUCUUUAAAGAGGAAAAGUACAGCUUGACAUUCACAACUAUAAAGUGCCAUUUUGGUUUGUGUUGCAGGGUGGGGGUCACACUGCACCAGAGUACAAGCCUAAGGAAUGUCUCGCCUUGAUUGAUAGGUGGUUUUCUUACUACUUUCUGUAGCACAGAAUAUCAAAUAACUCAUUCUCAUUCCAAUUAGCUAGCUUGUUUUUAUUGAUGUAAUAGUUGGAGAAUCGGGAAAGAUCUAUUUACACGCAUAAACAGAGAAAGCUCCUUCGUAUUAAGGGCACAUUGUUGUUUCAAUCAUUGUUCACUAAACAUAUUAUGGUAAUUUAUGAGUUGUAAGGGCCUAAUUUGGUCUCAGAGAAACCAUGAGACAAGAGUUUUAGGUUA
Carya illinoinensis is the source of this 1879-nucleotide messenger RNA. RefSeq names its product serine carboxypeptidase-like 18. Gene Ontology annotation, biological process: secondary metabolic process; proteolysis. The record is from RefSeq and is a predicted model, not a curated record. Lineage: Eukaryota; Viridiplantae; Streptophyta; Magnoliopsida; Fagales; Juglandaceae. The transcript has 14 exons. Bases 192 to 1616 code for a protein of 474 amino acids. Gene Ontology annotation, molecular function: acyltransferase activity, transferring groups other than amino-acyl groups; serine-type carboxypeptidase activity.